AGAGGAGCAGUGCACUCAACACUGACUGACUGACUGACUGACAGCUCGUGUCCAUCAUAUCAUCUGACUCCAGCAACGAGAGAGGACUAAUCGCAUUGCACUCACACACACACACACAUAGACACACACACAGAUUACCAGCCCAACCCCUUCUCCCACUCCCACUCCCGGAUCCCGUCCCCAGGACCAUGUUAUUUCGGUGCGGUCAGUGAGGGUGGACUCCGCUCUCCCGACUCCCGGCUUUUAACGUGCGUGUUUUUUUUUUGCGCAUUGAGCUCUGCAACAGGUUGAUUUGCGUUGCGUGCAAACACUCCUGUCGGGAGGGGGUGAGGUGAGGGGCGUGAAAGCUGCUCUCAAUAGCCUUACAGUUACCGUUUGGAAACCGACCACAAACACAUCGAGUCGAAGAUGAGUACCAGUGUGUCAGAGCAACUGGCCAUGCAUAAACCCCUGGCAAAGCCAUCUGGGAUUGGGGUCUUGUGUCACAAAUGUGGGAAGUCCUGCAAAGGAGAGGCCUUGCGUGUUCAAAACAAAUACUUUCACAUCAAGUGUUUCUCCUGCAAAGUGUGUGGAUGUGACUUGGCCGAAGGUGGAUUUUUUGUGAGGCGAGGGGAAUAUAUCUGCACCGCUGACUAUCAGAGACUGUAUGGGACACGUUGCUUCAGCUGCAAUGAAUUUAUAGAGGGCGAGGUGGUGUCAGCUUUGGGGAAGACCUACCACCCAAAGUGCUUUGUGUGUGCUGUUUGCAGACAGCCGUUCCCACCUGGAGACCGAGUGACCUUUAAUGGGAAGGAAUGCAUUUGCCAAAAGUGCUCUCAACCUCUGACCACCAACCCUGAACUUGUGCCUACCAAUUCUCUACAAAAGUGUGGAGGCUGCGGCCUAGAGAUUAAAAAUGGACAAUCCUUGGUAGCCCUGGACAAGCACUGGCAUUUGGGUUGCUUUAAAUGUCAUACCUGUGGUAAAGCCCUUUCCGCUGAGUAUAUCUGCAAGGCUGGGGCUCCUUACUGUGAGGCUGACUAUCACUCUCAGUUUGGUAUAAAAUGUGAGCGUUGUGAGAAAUUCAUCACUGGCAGAGUCUUAGAGGCGGGAGAAAAACAUUAUCACCCAGAUUGUGCACGAUGUGCCAGAUGCGAGGAGAUGUUUGCAGAAGGGGAAGAGAUGUAUCUGCAAGGUACUUCUAUCUGGCAUCCAAUCUGUAAACAGGCUGCCAGGGCAGAGGAAAAACAAAAGAUCACUCGCACUUCCUCUGAAAGCAUUACAUCUGCUCCAGCCUCAAGUACUUCAGGAUCUCCGAGUCGUAUCAUUUAUGCCAAGCUAGAUGAUGAGAUUCUUGACUACAAGGAUUUGGCUGCUCUUCCCAAAGUUAAGGCCAUUUACAAUAUAGAUCGUCCUGACAUGAUCUCCUAUUCACCGUAUAUCAAUUACUCAACUAUUGAAAGGCAUAGAAUGGGGGAGUCACCACGAAUGCUGUCUCCAAUACCAACUGAGGGUGAACAGGAAGGACCCCGACAGCGCAGGGCCUCCAGUCCUGGAUCCAUCGGGUCUCUUGGCUAUGGACGUUACACCCCAACGUGGUCCCGCUCACCCCAGCAUUUCCAUAGACCAGAACUCUCCUCUGCUGGUAUUCAUUCCCUGCAUACUGGUAGUUACAGCUCCUUAUCAUCACCCUCCAGCCCUGCAUCCACCCUCACACCUAACUAUGUCCCUUAUUUUAAAGGCAGUGAAAGCGGUCGGAGCACUCCCAGCUUAUCCCUGCAGCUAGACAGCAAAUCCUAUAUCCAGGCUCCUAGACAUUUCCAUGUACCAGAAACUGAUGGGAGAGCAGAUAACAUCUAUAGAAAACCCCCUGUCUACAGGCAGCAUGUGUGGCACUACAUCAGUAAUCAAUUUGAAUGUGGCAACACUGUAGGUGACUGGCGAAGCAGAGGAUUGUGGAUGGAAGACAAGGAUGAGCAGGAAGGUCAUGUUUAUUGGGAUCAAGAGGGCAACAAGGUGAAGGCAAGUUGGUUUAACCUGAAGGGAGAGAUGGAAGCCAGGGCUGACAGCUUUGAUCUGGACCCUAAAUCAUCAUCUCGAAGCCCUGCUGCUGAUAGAGAACCACUGCAAAGGUCAAGCAGUGACUCACUGUUUCGAACAAGAAUCCCUCACUCCAAAUCCGCUUCCCUUCCCGGUUAUGGAAAAAAUGGAUUACACAAGGCAGAUUUUCCCCACUACGAGUCAGAUCACGAUACCAGUUGGGGAAUGCGAGAAUACAAGGUUUAUCCUUAUGAAAUGUUAGCUGUUACUUUGAAAGCUCGUGUCAAACUUCCAAAAGAUGUGGACAGAACCAGACUGGAGCGCCACUUGUCUCCAGAGGAGUUCUUCCGUGUGUUCGGGAUGACUAUAGAAGAAUUUAAUCGGCUGGCGCUAUGGAAGAGAAAUGACCUGAAGAAGAAAGCACGGCUUUUUUAACUGAAAAAAGAUAUAUUUCAGCAGGGAAAGUUCUCCUUAGCAAUGAAGAUCCCAGCAGAAGACAAAGCGGUACUCAUGGCUGAAACAUUUCAUGUGUAAUUUCAUCACCGAAUGAAUAAUCAGAGCAAUUUUUGAGAAGGUGUGCAAAGCUAGAGGUUGUGUGUUUUGCUAAUCUUGCAUGAAAAGCUGAGCAUUGUAACCAGUAAGCUCUAAGCUUAGACUGUUGUUUGCUGAGAAUCUCUGAGAAGUAACUGUCUAGUUACAUUGUAGCGCAAAACGACUGCUUAAACACAACGGUUUGAAUGGAGCAUUUGGAUUGAGGAUGUUAAACAGGUUUGGAUUUCUUGCAUUUGACAGCAAUAAUAUAGCUGGGUGAACACUGUAGUAGU
Messenger RNA from Callorhinchus milii (elephant shark), 2843 nucleotides. Its product is annotated as actin-binding LIM protein 2-like. NCBI's taxonomy places the organism in Eukaryota, Metazoa, Chordata, Chondrichthyes, Chimaeriformes, Callorhinchidae. Gene Ontology annotation, cellular component: actin cytoskeleton. Gene Ontology annotation, molecular function: actin filament binding. The transcript is spliced from 23 exons. Bases 409 to 2454 code for a protein of 681 amino acids. The record is from RefSeq and is a predicted model, not a curated record. Gene Ontology annotation, biological process: cytoskeleton organization; lamellipodium assembly.